Molecule: messenger RNA, 1947 nt
Organism: Hevea brasiliensis (rubber tree)
Lineage: Eukaryota; Viridiplantae; Streptophyta; Magnoliopsida; Malpighiales; Euphorbiaceae
Product: lysM domain receptor-like kinase 4
Exons: 4
Coding region: 1-1947 (648 amino acids)
Biological process (GO): protein phosphorylation
Molecular function (GO): protein kinase activity; ATP binding
Source: RefSeq, a predicted model, not a curated record
AUGCGGAGAAUAGAGAAAGAAAGCGCUUUUGAAAAGGCAGAUAAAGUGGUCAGAGAACAGAGAAGCUGGAAAAUGAAGUUCGCGCCAUAUACACAAAAGCAAGGAAGCAAGCAAUUCUAUGACAAGUCUAAUUGUACCUCACAAUCACUAGUCCAAGGGUCCAACUACAUUUGCAGCCCAAACAACUCGGAUUGUAAAACUUACGUAGUCUAUAGGGCUCAAAAGAAUUUCAGCUCUCUCUCUUCCAUAGCCUCUCUUUUCAAUUUAAGUAAAUCAGAUCUUCUUGAUACCAACCCUUUCAUCGAAGAUGACUCUAGGAGUCUAUCACUCGGACGAGAGAUCAUCAUUCCAAUUAGCUGUCACUGCCUCGGUGGAUUCUCUCAGGCCAUCUACAUGUACAAUUUUUCUAGCACAGAUUCGGUUUCUACAGUGGCCUGCGGAGUUUUUGAAGGAUUGGUAAAAACACAAACUCUGGUUGAGAAGAACCCAUACUUGGGAGGCUAUGAACCUGAUGCUUAUUUGAUCAAUGUGCCUAUUCGAUGUGCUUGUCCUGAUUUGAAACAGCACAGCAAGGGUGUAAAUUAUCUUGUGACGUACCCUAUUAUGGAGGGUGAUCACACAGACUUAAUUGCUCGUAAAUUUGGAAAGCCUGAGAAAUUGAUCUGGGAUGCCAAUAAACUAGAGCCAUAUGACGCCAUUUUCCCUCAAACAACUUUACUCGUUCCCACGAAGGAUUUUCCGGAUGUGAAUUGGAAAAUUGGCUCCGUUCCUAAAAACUCAUCAAGUCCAAAAGCAGUGAUUCCUUUGAAGAAAGUUGUGCCAGGCGGAACAGAAAAAUGGAAUUCCCACGUAUUUCUUGGAGCAGGUGUUUGUUUGGCACUUGUUACAAUGGUUGUAGCUUGUGCAGUUUCUAUAAAAAUUAGGAGAAAAGUUCAUCCUGGAAGUUUCCAGCCUCUAUCUGCCAGAAGUUCAGUGUCACAUAAAGUCUCACCUGACUUUCUCGAUGGAGUGUCCAAGUUAAAGCACUUACUGAUCAAUUAUAGCUUGGAGGAGAUCAGGACAGCAACUGAGGAAUUCAACGAGGCUUCAAUUAUCAGCACAAACAUGUAUCGUGGUAGGAUUGGUGGUUCCUAUGUAGCAGUUGAACAGAUGGAUUAUGAGGAAGCUGCCCGGAAUGUCAUUGACAUAUUGACAAAGAUCAAUCAUCUAAACAUUGUGAGGCUUGAGGGUUUGUGCCAUGGAAGCAAGCCUUAUCUUGUGUUUGAGUUUGCUGAGAAUGGUAGCUUAUGGAACUGUUUAUCAAACAUAGAAUCGGAUACGCAGCUCACAUGGGCAAGAAGGCUGCAGAUUGCCUUCGAUCUAGCAUCAGCCCUUCACUACCUACAUCAUUCCACAUCACCAGCCUUCGUUCAUCAUAACAUAAACAGCAGAAAUGUAUUUAUAACCAUUGAUUGGAGGGCUAAGAUUUCUGGAUUUAGUUUGGCAAAACCUGUCACAAAUGGUGAAAAUAAGCCUGAUGAUCUUACUAAUGGCCAGGUAUCCCUCAAGAUGGAUGUAUUUUCAUUUGGAAUCGUUUUGCUCGAGUUGGUAUCAGCAAAAGAAGUUAUCGCAGGUGGGAAAAUUCUUAAGGAUUCAGUCAAUUUUUUGCUUGACAGAGAGCUUGUAGGUUCUUCACAGUUCUUGGAGAAGUUGAGAGAAUUCAUGGAUCCAGUUUUGGAGGGGGAUUAUCCAUUUGGAGAUGCUAUAUGUUUGACGCUCUUGGCAAAGAGCUGUAUUGAGGACGAUCCUGAUCAUAGACCUACCAUGAAUGAUAUUCUGAUAGCUCUUUCAAGAAUUCUCAGAAGCGGAGAACGCAAACCUUCUUUACUUCCUGGUGUCAUAAAGAUAUGGGCAAACUUCAAUGAGCGUACGCAACUAGAUAUUGCGGAGCAAUUCCCUCCUAUUUGA